AGCCCCGCCUGCCCUGGCUCCGCAGACAGUGUGGGUGGGCACGGAGCCGGGCGGCCCAGAAGUGAGGGGACGGCCCGGAGCACAGCCAGGGCGGCCUGGCACCUGCGCGGACGGGCAGCAGAGGACCCGCUGGGCGCGGGCGGGAACCAGCGGCAUGUGACACAGGAAGAUAUGGGAGCUCCUGACCUUCCAGCGGAGGAAGUGGUGAGCCAGGCCCCCACCGGCGAGUGACGGGCGCGUGAUUCUGUUCUUCCAGCGGGCACCUGGCAAGUGGCUUACAGACUCUGGCAGGUGAACAGCCGACCCCGCCACACCCCAGAGCUGCUGAUCAAUGGACAGGAGACAGACACUCCCCUUGCUGACUUUUCAUAACCAGAAUGACAAAUGGGAGUCACACAAAGGGACAGCACCCUGGGGGUGGCUCUUUACAAAAGAGGGAGUUGAAGUCAAGGUCCUGAAGUUUGAGGUCCCGGUCUCAGAUCUGCCCUGUGGGCCGGCUGAGGCAGCACCACUCGGCCUGGGGACGAGGUCCGGCGACCUCAGACGUGCCAGCCAAGGGGAACGCCAGCAGGUUCGCUAGGUUCUGGGAGAGCACGCCUGGGGCUGGCGCGCCCUAUUCCUCGGAGAGGAGGGUGGGAAGGGCGCCAGGGGCGCGGCGUGUGAGCAAAACCCAGAGUGGACCCAGAAGUGAAAUCUGAUCAGGCGCCAGGAGAGGCGUGUGAGGCCCCAAACCACAGAGGAACCUUCGACCUUGAGCAGCCUCAAGUCGUGGCGGGCUCCUGAGGGGAAGGCAGCGCUGCCAUGGAGAAUCCCGUAGCCCCCCGCGUCCUCUUUCCCGGGGACGACGGCAACCCCGAGCCCAGGGACCUCCUGGCCCAGGGAGUGUGUGGCCAGGCUGGGGGCGGUGGCGCGCCCGAGGCUCCGGGAGAGGGCAGCCUGCAGCCGCCGGAUGCAGCUGCGGGGGAGGGCGCUGUGUCCCCGGCGCAGUCACCCUGCAGCCUCAGCGCGUCUCUGUGCUUCAGCUCCGGGGACGACUCCCCGCCGCAGUCCCACGCCUCCGCUCCUGAGGGCGCAGCGGCCUCCCCGCCCUCCUGUCGCAGCGGCCAGCGGGUGGUGGAGAGGCAGUGGGAAGUUGGCAGCUCCGGCGCCCUGUCGCCAGAGGACUCCGAGGAGACCGCGUUCCCGGAAGAGCCCGCGUCUCCGGAGGACCCCACGUCCUGGGAGGAGCUCGGGGACCCUGCGCCUGUACCCCCCGGCGUCGGGCCCGCGCACGGGGAGCCCGACCUGAUCAUCGAGGUGUCCGGCCGCCGGCUGCGGGCACAUAAGGCUGUGCUGGCGGCGCGCAGCGACUACUUCCGUGCGCGCGCGUCGCGGGACGUGCUGCGGGUGACGGGCGUGGGCUGGGCGGCGCUGCGGCUGCUGCUGGCCUACGCGUACAACGGGCGCAUGGCGGGCGUGCGCCCCGACAACGUGGCCGAGGUGGUAGCCGGCGCGCGCCGUCUGCAGCUGCCCUGCGCCGCGCAGCGCGCCACCGAGGCCGUGGCGCCGCAGCUGAACCUCGCCAACUGCCUGGAGGUGCUGAGCGCGGCCAAGAGGCAGCGGCUGACGGAGCUCCGGGACGCCGCCUACCGCUUCAUGAGCGACCACUACCUGGAGGUGCUGCGAGAGCCCGCGGUGUUCGGGCGCCUUUCGGGGGCGGAGCGCGACCUGCUCCUGCGCCGUCGCCUGCGCGCUGGCCGGGCCCACCUGCUGGCUGCCGCGCUCGGGCCGGCCGGGGAGCGAACCGGCAGCCGGCCGCAGAGCCCGUCGGAGGACGCGGAGGGCCGCGGGGAUGCCGCAGUCUACUGCUGGCAGGAGGAGGCUGGCGAGUGGCACGAGCUGACGCGGCUGCCGGAGGGCGCGCCCGCGCGGGGCUGCGGCCUGUGCGUGCUCUACAACUACCUCUUCGUGGCCGGUGGCGUGGCGCCCGCGGGCCCCGACGGCCGCGCGCGCCCCUCGGACCAGGUCUUCUGCUACAACCCGGCCACGGACCGCUGGAGCACCGUGCGGCCGCUGCGCCAGGCGCGUUCUCAGCUGCAGUUGCUGGCCCUGGACGGCCACCUGUACGCCGUGGGCGGCGAGUGCCUGCUCAGUGUGGAGCGCUACGAUCCGCGCGCCGACCGCUGGGCCGCCGUGGCCCCGCUGCCCCGGGGUGCCUUCGCCGUGGCGCACGAGGCCACCACCUGCAACGGAGAGAUCUACGUGUCCGGGGGCUCCCUGUUCUACCGCCUGCUCAAGUACGACCCACGCCGUGACGAGUGGCAGGAGUGCCCGUGCAGCAGCAGCCGCGAGCGCUCGGCAGACAUGGUGGCGCUGGACGGCUUCAUCUACCGCUUCGACGUGUGCGGGGGCCGCAGCGACGCGCAGUCGGCGGGGCCAGCCGGCGGGGUCAGCGUGCUGCGCUACCACUGCCUGGCCAAGCAGUGGAGCCGCUGUGCCGCGCACCUGCGGCCCCCGGGCGCACCGUCAGGCCUGCAGCCCUUCCGAUGCGCGGCCCUGGGCGACAGCAUCUACUGCGUGAGCCGCGCCGGCACCUGGCGCUUCGUGCCUCCGAGAGACCGGGAGCCUGGCUCGGAGGAGGGUGCGGGAGGCAGCUUCGAGGCCGAGGCGCUGGGUGCCCCCCUGGAUGUCCGGGGCGCCCUCUUCCCCUUCGUGCUCAAUCUGCCCGAGAAGCCAGACAGAGGCGAGGAGGGCCCCGAUUAGGGCGAGCUGGGGUCCCCUGGGCGUCUCCUCCGGCAGCCCUGAGAUAGGGAAGGCCUCCUGGGAGAGGAGGGUGAGAAUCGCCCGGGGAGCAGAAACCGGAGCGCAGAGUGUCCGCACUGGAAAGGGGGCGAACGGAGCGGUGGAGGGGAGGGGGAGAGCGGCAGGGUGGGCCGAGGGCCACAUGGUCGUUUAAGGCUUUGGCGUUAGGAGCUUGUGGCAGCGUCUCCAAGACUGCAGCGCUGUUUUGAGGCCCGCUUCGCCAUCCUGCGUUCCUUUUCUCUUCGCUUUGCUUGUCGGGGUAGAUGGUGUGAGAUGUGGGAUGCAUGAGGAUAGGUAACUGUACAGAAGGGAGCGGGGUGCCCUGGGGAGGGAUGACCAAAGGAGGAUGCGUCAGGGUGGGCGGACAGACCCACGUGUAUCCAGGAGUGGAGUGGAGUGUGCGGGAGGCCAGGCGGAGCCCUGUGGGGCCCCAGUGCUUACUGGGCCAUCAGCAGGCCGGGCAGAGCUGGUGCUGCAGGUGGGCCUCGGUGAACUGCAUGGGCCACCACCGGGAACCCACGGGUGUUUUUGCUGGAGGGUUAAAACGAAGUAAAGCCCUUCCACAGCCGGGAGAAGGAGGUCCCUGCCACCGUGUGCUCAGGUUUUGGUUGGCUCCACUCCAAAUUUAUAAGCCUUCGAGGUAAAAACCUUUGGUGACGGAUAUGAGCUCUUGUCCAAUAAGCAGCGGCAGCCUGUUCUCUGCCGCCCGCAGGUCACAGGUGGGGGCGGACCCACACACGCCUGGAAAGGCUCCCGCUCGCUGUUCGACCCAGGUGGGUGUCACUUGUCCCAGUUAAGGCAUGUUGAUAAUUAUACCCAGUGGCACAGUGAGGACUGACUGUUACUUGCAUUUUAAAUCUUUGGUGACUGAAUGUUUACCAAAGAGCAUAUCCGGGCGAGGAAGAGCUGGCAGCCAGGGGCGCUGGUCUGUUCUAAGCUUGGUAGGUGGAGGAGAGUCUCACCACUUGUGCAUUUUAUGAUGGACUCAAGCAGAGAACUACUCCCCUCCCCCAAAGCAGGUGGAACUCGUUGCUGUGGACAGUGCUGAAGGCGAGCUCCCCUCGGACCUACUGCCUCCGCCGUGCUCGGCGGGCGUCAUGUGAUUCUGGUGCGGGCAGCAGAUCUCACAAAACGUCCCUUUAGGAGCAUGUGGCAGAAUGACACGGGGACACGAGGAGACAGAACAGACAUUCACAAGGCAGUUUGUCAGGUUAACACUGUGUUUUCCAAACUGAAUUCCACAGUGCCGUCCGUCACGGAGUCGGCGUGGAACUGCUUUGACGGGGCACAAGGGUUCAAACCAGUCGGCUCACGUGUUGUAACACCGUACGUGCUGAUGUGGACCCAGGGGCUGGCUGAUUGUUCAGAGUUCAAGGGCAACAUGAGUGCUCACGAAUGGGCGAAGUCACCGGGAUUCUGCACCCAGGCGCUUUCUGCUGAUGCCAGGCAUCGUGCGUUGGCAGUUCCCGGGGCGAGAUGGGGCGGCGUCACGCUGAGCUUCCUGUCACUCACUUGUCUGUGCUGUGAAGGGAGGCUCUGUGGCCGAGGGCGGCUGGGGACUGGGCUGUGCCCUGGACAAGGUGUCUGCGGUCAUGGGUUCCCGUGAUGUGUGUUUGCAGGUGACCAGCUCGAGCUUGAUGCCCGGGCCGGAGGGACGCGGUCACUUACAGUUUCAGUGAGAGUUCAGGUGACUCGGAUGCUGGCUCGUGAACCGAGGAGGAGAUGACUCAGCAAAUUGGUUCGUCAUCUCAGGAGAGGAACAGGCCUCCUGUGGUGUGGUCCAUUGGCCUUUUGUCGGAGGAGACUGAGAAUUCUGGUGGGAAAAGGACUUAGAGCAAAAGGAAACAAAUCAUGUUCUUUUUUUAAAGAUUUUAUUCAUUUAUUUUUAGAGGGGAAGGGAAGGAGAGGAGAGAAAUAGCAAUGUAUGGUUGCCUCUCAUGCGUCCCCUGCUGGGAACUGGCCUGCAACCCAGGCAUGUGCCCUGACUGGGAAUCAAACCAAGAUCAUCUGCUUUGCAGGCCCGCGCUCAAUCCACUGAGCUACACCAGCCAGGACACAAAUCAUGUUCUUUUAAAGCAAAUGUGUGUUUCAUGCCGUAGUGCAUAUGUCCGCACUUUUAUCAUUUAACUAAAGUGUUUAUAGCACACGGAACCGGGCUAAUCUUUUCAUUCCUUGCAUAUGGAAGAUAACUAGUGUGAUUUGACUUGAGAAAUCAUUCCUGGGGGGUUCACCAUUUCCAGACAAAGUGCUGGAUGUCAGGUGUGGGUGGCUGCACCUGUCUAGACACACACAGACACCUGGGGGGGCAGGGACAGGGUGCGGGAUGUUAUGUCCCACAGUUCUGUGUGGACUGUCACAGCAAACACUGCCGGACCGGGCAGGCCACGGGGACCAGUUGACUUUGCUCCGUGGGGCAGUUAGGGGAGAAGCCGCAGGGUUGGCACCAGUUGCAUGGACGGCAAAACGGCCCUGAGCAGGACUGUGGACUGGACAGGGCUGGGCAGCGGCUCUUCUGCAGAAUGCGUUCCACGUUCAGUGUGAUGCUCUCCGUCCGCUGUGACACAGUUGGUGAGAAGCGAUUUCCAUCUGGGAUCAGUUGUGAAAUGGAGCUGAUGCACCCAGGACAGCCACUCCCGGUCCUCGGGCAAGGGGACGCGGGGGUACCAGAGGGCCCGAUCUCUGGGUGCGAGGACCAGCGGUGACUUUUCUGUGGUCGAUCAAGGCUCUCUUGGAACCCAAGGGGAUGGGCUGGCGUGUCUUCAAUUUCUUUCUGUUUUCGUUCCCUUGCUGUGUUUGGAACUUGGUGAUUUUAUUUCUGAGUUUCUUUUCCUUCAGGAACACAAACGCUGUGGAAGCCUUUUUGCUACUUAGUUACAAUGGUCUUCUGUAUCAGCUUUGUUACAAAUACCUGAGAAAACAAUCAUCUGCUCCAUUCCUGCUUGCUUCGUUGUUACAACGCUGGUUAUAUUCUGGGGGCAGCAGGUCAGCCACUGGUCUCCUGGGCAACUUCCGCUAAGAGGCUUUGCUCGGGAUGGUCUUUGGGUGUUGCCUCUCCCUGGAGCCGGGCCUCAUCUGUUGUAACACCUCCCGGGGGUGAAUGUAAACAGAAGUGCUACUUUGUGUUCUGUCUUAUUUCAGAUGCCUUCCUAGCUUACAGAAUGUUUUAUUUUUGCAUUAAAAAUGGAUGCUCUUCU
Molecule: messenger RNA, 5975 nt
Organism: Artibeus jamaicensis (Jamaican fruit-eating bat)
Lineage: Eukaryota; Metazoa; Chordata; Mammalia; Chiroptera; Phyllostomidae
Gene: KBTBD11
Product: kelch repeat and BTB domain containing 11
Exons: 2
Coding region: 802-2742 (646 amino acids)
Molecular function (GO): protein binding
Source: RefSeq, a predicted model, not a curated record